Molecule: messenger RNA, 4284 nt
Organism: Pseudozyma flocculosa PF-1
Lineage: Eukaryota; Fungi; Basidiomycota; Ustilaginomycetes; Ustilaginales; Ustilaginaceae
Exons: 1
Coding region: 1-4284 (1427 amino acids)
Molecular function (GO): protein binding
Source: RefSeq, a predicted model, not a curated record
AUGCGACCGCCUCUUGUCGCUGGCCAGAGCUCCCACGAUGGUCUUCGAUACCUUGUCUGGGCGGCUGCUGCCCAGCUCUCGCGAACGCUCCUUGCCACCGAGAAGGCCCUGGCUCCCGGUCCUCACGCUGUUUCCAGCUCCGGGCCUGGCCGCUCUCACCGCCAGCAACGCUCGCUUAUCCGUAGAGCCGUGAAACAGGCGGCUUCGGAAAGCGACCCGCUUUUCGAGAUGCUCUGCCCGCUGCCAAUAGCCAAUCCGGCAUCGUCCUCGUGCCAAGGCACACGGUCACAGGCAUGGACCGAACUGUCCGCUCCGUGCUCCUGCUCUAAACAAGUUGCGAUCAAGCGGCCGUGCCGCCACCAAUUGCACCCCCUGUCGCCUCGCUCUGUCGGAAGCGCAGCGGCCGCCCCGAGACAGCUCCAGCAGCGCAGGCUUGCUUCGACUUCGGCUACGGGCCAAUCACCAUCCUCUUCUGCCGAGGGGCUGGCUGAAGGCCUGUACGAAGGUGAUGGUCGGGACCAGCCGAUCGAGGCCGAAGGACGACAGCAACUCGGGGCUGCGGCCGUCGCGGCGGAAGCGGCGGCUUCCGCCUCGCCUGAACCGGGGCCAUCGACCGAGGGACCGCAUGACCACCUGGACGACGCGCGCUGGGAGGCCGAGACGGAACCACUCGACUUUGACCCCCAAGCCGCCAAGCGCCUGGAACACUGGAUCGCCCCGCUACAGCCCAGCUCAUCUGGUGUCGACCCGCAGGUCAACGCUCGGAGAUACGAUGCGCUGAAUCGCGCCCUCGACGAGCUUCCCACUUUGCCCAAAAAGCACCACCACGAUCUCCGCGAGAGGCUCUCUGAUGCCCUCAGCAAGGUCUGGUCCGCCUAUCGAUCCAUCUGCCACAUGGAGCGCAUGCCGCUUUCUUUGCGAGUGAGGACGGCCAGGGCCAUUGUGCGCACGACGAGGCUGAUCAAGUCGCAUCGCCAGUCCUUUCCCAAGAUCCUCACCGUCAGCAACAAGCAAGGUCGCCGUCUCACCGCCAUCGUGCGGGACUGCCACUUCUUCACCCGCUAUGCCCAGCGUACGCAACCGUCCGACCGGUACCAGUUUGCCAUCGACAACUUCGAGGUGCAGGCAAAGGCGCUUCUGGGAGAAGAAAUCAUGGCCCGCAAGCAGCUCGUAACUGUCAUGGAGCCGUACAAGGACAGCCUGCUCGCUGUGCUCAAGGACUAUGUCCCCAUCGGCGUGCAUCUGCCCGAGGAGGUUGCCACCGAUCUCGUUGAGUCAAUGUGCGCCAUCCUCGACGCCAUGAUUGCGCGGGACCAGAAUGCACGCUUCCGUGCUGCCAAGUUGCAGGAGCAUCCCGUCGAGGAGCUCAAGCCCUCGGUCGGCCUGGUCCCAUCUGAGCCGGUCAAUGCCGGCGAGCGCGCAAAGCCCGCGCCGUCGCGGCAGGCCAGCAUGCUCGUCUGGCUUCUCAAGAACCCACACGCCUUUGCCUUGGUCAACUCGAGGUCUGUGAAACACGCCGGAGCCCGCUUUGGCGAGUUCAUGUCGGCGGUCGACGAUCCAGUCGAGAUGCUAGAAAAGGCGAUCGGAGACGCCGACUGGGCAAGCCUUGGCCCUUCAACGGCCGCGACGCAGUUGAUGCUUGCCUUUUUCCACUCCUCCGUCAACCUCACUGCCAUCGACGUCUACCGCAACGCCACUCGCCGCGGUGCCAGGAUCGACGAGGCCGCCGCCCGGUACGCGCUCCGGCUCUCGGUCUUCCAAGAGGACACUGUCACGACCGAGGCUCUCAUCCGGCUCAUCACGCAGAACAUGGCGCGGGCCGCCAAGCUUGGGUGGAGGGAAAACCGGCACCUCAGCCCGUCGACGAUAGCCACGAUUGCCAUGUUCCGGGCUCGCCAUGCUCAGAUCGAGAAGAUGGAACAGUCUCUGGCCGAGUUGGAGCGACAAGCACCGGAUCCCGACUACGCGCGCAACGUCGCACGCCAGGCGCGGCUGGAGUCCAUUAUCGCUCGGGGCGACUUGCAGGGCUGCCGCGCGGAGAUGGCAAAGGUCUACGAUGUCGACGGCCUCGGUGCCGAGUCCGACGCCCCGUCCGCCAAGGCUCGCCCCGACCGGGCCUACUUCUUCUCGCUGCUGCGCUGCUGCAACAACGCCGACGACGUUGAGAGCGCCGUCAAGUGCUGGGAGGAGAUGCUCGAGGCCGACGUGGUCCCGGACGUGCUGAUGCUCAACUCGUUGCUGGAGCUCUACGCGCGCGGCUCCGACGUCGACUCGGCCCUGCAGCUCUUCGAGAGCAUGAGGGAGUGGGGCGUGCGGCCAGACGCCUACACGUACACCAUCCUCGUCCAUCUCUUCGCGCUGCGGCGGGAUACCGAGGGCGCCAUCCACGCUGUCAAGGCCAUGGUCGCCGAUCGCGUUGAACCCAAUGUGGUGACUUGGACCGCCUUGCUCAACGCCUAUGUCGAAUCCUCGUCGUGGGACGCCACCAUCGGGCUCUUCCGCUGGAUGCAGAACAAUCCCAAGCGCUCGCUGCGGCCGAGCGUGGCGACCUACAACACGCUGCUCAAGGCCUAUGUCAAGCGGGCGAUACCGAUCCAGACGGUCAUGUCGACGGCGACCGACAUGCGCAGACUCGGCAUAGAGUGGAACGAGUACACGUUUGCGCUGGUCCUCCAGAGCGCGUGCGACGCCGGCCUCAUGAUCAUUGCCGAGGAGAUCUUCACGCAGGCCGAGGCGAGGCUGCCGCCUCCUCCCGGCCUGCGGGCGGGACAGGGCGCCAACCUCUACCACUUCACCAUCAUGAUCAACGGAUAUCUGCGAUGGGGCAACAACGAGGAGGCCAAGGAGUACUUCAACGAGCUUCAAGACCGCGGCAUCGAGCCGAGCGCCAUCACCUGGUCUGCCAUCGUUUCGAGCUACGCAAACAGCGACAAUGAGGACAACUUCCACCUCGCCCGCACGCUGGUCACCCAGCUGGUCAGCGACGAGGUGGUCAGAGGCCUGCAGAGGCCCAAGUGGAAGAGCCCCGCUGUCCGCCAGGGCCCGCCCUACGAGAACAUGUUCAUGCCGCUCCUGGUCGCUCACGGCCGGCGCGGAGAGAUUGACGAGGCCGAGGAGACUGCCGACAGCCUGAUGUCGACGGGCUCCGGCCUGUCGCUCUACACGCUCACGGCGCUGCUCGACGCCUACCGAAGGGCGGGCGAGGUGGACAAGGCGAUGCAGCUCUACGAUACCAUGUACGAGCAGGUUCUGCGCGACACCAACAUCGACCUCUCGCGCAUGUUCACCGACGCCGAGGACCUGCGGGAGCAGAUGCAGACGCAGAGGGACGGGUCCAGGCGGCCGGGCUUCAGCCUCGAGACGUCACACAAUGUGGAUCCCGCUCGCCGCAGCAUGCUCUGCAUGCCCAUCUCGAUCAUGAUCCAGCUGCUGUCGGCCGCCGGCCGCCACGACGAGAUUGCACAGAUCUGGUCGCGGGCCAAGCGCGACGGCUUCGCCUUCGACCCACACAACUGGAACAACCUUGCCACCGCCAUGGCCCGCGCCGGCCAGCUCGAAGAGGCGAUGAUGGUCAUCGAACGCGUCCUCCACCAUCCGGUACCAGACUACCGCGGCCGGAAGAGCAGAGACGACCGAUUCCGUACGAUCGCUCCCGAAGAGUUUGACGACGACGAAGACAUCGAGCAGGGCUCGGAGCACCGCAGCGAGCAUUCCAUCCGCUUUUCGCAGGAGGACGAUCCGCUGUCGAUGAAGGAUCUGUACCCCUCGUACCUCUACAACGGCGAGGACCGGACCGCUUCGCCUGCCAACCCUCCGAACCGGCGGCACGAGUAUCGAUUCCGCGACGACCCUCACACCCCGCUGCCCUUUGACCCCAACGAGGACGUCAAGCUCGAGGAUGGCGGAGCGACGGAUGGACAGGCCAGCAACGCGGCCUCGCCUUCGUCUGCCAAGAGCCGCCGGGAGCGCGAGCGCGAGACUCAGCGUCGCGCCGCUGCGGUCCGCAACAUGACCCAGCACCUUUACGACCACAAUGCGUUUGAGAUGACGCUCAACCCGUGGUUUGCGCACUUCGAGACGCUCCAGGUGGUCACGGACGAGCUCGACCGGCUGCGCUUCGGCGAAGGGCAGGUGGGAUGGCGGACGGCCAACACGCUGCUGACCAAGCACAAGGUCGCAGCGCACAUCCUGGCUCAGCACCGCAAGAAGGUCGAAGCAAUCGAGGAGGCCAAGCGGCUAAAGGCCCAGAGGAGCGCGGGACGAGAUCUCUCCCGGUCGGCAUGA